This is a messenger RNA of Eutrema salsugineum, 5868 nucleotides long. RefSeq names its product THO complex subunit 2. The coding region runs from base 288 to 5591 and encodes 1767 amino acids. Gene Ontology annotation, cellular component: THO complex part of transcription export complex. Gene Ontology annotation, molecular function: mRNA binding. Gene Ontology annotation, biological process: mRNA processing; mRNA export from nucleus. The record is from RefSeq and is a predicted model, not a curated record. The transcript has 32 exons. NCBI's taxonomy places the organism in Eukaryota, Viridiplantae, Streptophyta, Magnoliopsida, Brassicales, Brassicaceae.
GAACAAAAUUAAUUGGGUAAGGAGAAGAAUAGUCCCCUGCAAAACAUAUCAUCGCCGGCAUCGUCUUCAAUUUCACUUUGCAGCAAUCAUAUGAUCUCUCCAAAACCCUAAUUCAUCUUUGUCUUCGUCGAUCAAUUGUUCGUUCCUCGCUCUACCAUCUCAUCUGUCGAUAUCACGAAUGCUUAUUUUUGCUCGCCAAUCGGAUUCUUCAGCAGUCUAAACCCUAGUUUCUUCGCCUUCUAGGGUUUCGAAAAGGGGAGUAGAAGAUAUACAAGAGUUGGUAAAAGAUGUCCCUUCCGCUACUGGAGUGUAAGUACGUGACGGAGGAGUUUGUUCGCGAAGCGAAGAAUGGCAACUACGGUUUCAAGCUACCGAGCUCCGUACCGAUGCUUCGUUUCCUCUAUGAGCUCUGUUGGAUUUUGGUUCGUGGCGAGUUGCCGAUUCAGAGCUGUAAGGCAGUGUUGGAGAGGGUGAAUUUUUUGGAUAACCCAUCGAAAGAAGAGCUAGCUUCCUGUUUUGCGGAUGUGGUGACUCAGAUAGCUCAAGACCUAACCAUGUCGGGGGAUCACCGUUCUCGCCUAACAAAAUUGGCGAAAUGGCUUGUGGAAUCACAGACAGUCCCUCAAAGACUAUUCCAAGAGCGUUGCGAGGAGGAGUUUCUAUGGGAAGCUGAAAUGGUUAAAAUUAAAGCCCAAGAUUUGAAGGGAAAAGAGGUGCGGUUAAACACUCGUCUUCUGUACCAGCAGACAAAAUUCAACUUACUCCGUGAAGAAAGCGAGGGAUAUGCCAAAUUGGUCACCCUUUUAUGCCGAGGAUCUUCAAGUUCUUCGCAUAAUGCAUCAGCAGCAACUAUGGGAAUUAUCAAGUCAUUAAUUGGGCAUUUUGACCUGGAUCCGAACCGUGUUUUCGACAUUGUUUUGGAUUGCUUUGAACUUGAACAAGAUUACGACACAUUUCUGAAUCUAAUUCCUAUCUUUCCCAAGUCUCAUGCUUCACAAAUUCUUGGAUUUAAGUUUCAAUACUAUCAGAGACUGGAGGUGAAUAGCCCUGUUCCAUCUGGGCUCUAUAAGCUUACAGCCUUGCUAGUAAAGGAGGAGUUUAUCAAUCUUGAAAGCAUAUAUGCACAUCUGCUACCUAAGGACGAAGAAGUUUUUGAGGAUUAUAAUGCUUCUUCUGCAAAGCGAUUCGAAGAGGCCAAUAAAAUUGGAAAGAUAAAUCUUGCUGCUACGGGGAAGGAUUAUUUGGAAGAUGAGAAGCAAGGAGAUGUCACAGUAGACCUCUUUGCUGCUUUAGACAUGGAAACUGAAGCUGUUACUGAGCGAUUACCAGAGCUUGAAAAUAAUCAGACUCUGGGCCUCCUUAAUGGUUUUCUCUCUGUGGACGACUGGUUUCAUGCAAAUAUCUUGUUCGAGCGUCUUGCGCCUCUUAAUCCGGUGGCUCACAAUCAUAUUUGUGGUGGCUUGUUUAGGCUAAUAGAGAAGUCAAUCACUCAUGCUUAUCGCAUUGCCUGUCAGACACGUUUUCGAAAUUUUUCUCGUGCGGGUACAGAAAAGAUUACACACGCUGCUAAUACAAUAGCCAAUACGACUUCUCUAGAUCUUCCGAAAGAGGUGUUUCAGAUGCUUGUUACAGUUGGGCCCUACUUGUACCGUAAUACACAACUGUUGCAGAAGAUUUGUAGAGUAUUAAGGGUUUACUACUUGUCGGCCUUAGAUCUUGUUCGCAGUAGCGAUGGAUCGUCAAGUCAAGAAGGUAGUGCUUAUGAAAACUCUCGUGUGCACCUGAAGGAAGUUAGGUUGAGGGUGGAAGAAGCUCUAGGAACAUGCCUUCUGCCAUCGUUACAAUUAAUACCUGCUAAUCCAGCAGUUGGUAAUGAGAUUUGGGAAGUGAUGAGUCUCCUUCCAUAUGAGGCUCGUUAUCGCUUAUAUGGUGAGUGGGAAAAAGAUGAUGAGCGGAAUCCUUUGCUGUUGGCAGCAAGGCAAGUGGCAAAGUUGGACACUAGAAGGAUUCUGAAACGGCUUGCAAAAGAAAAUUUGAAGCCAUUAGGAAGGAUGGUUGCAAAACUAGCUCAUGCCAAUCCUAUGACGGUGCUCCGGACAAUUGUAAAUCAGAUUGAAGCAUACAGAGAUAUGAUUCCUCCUGUUGUAGAUGCUUUCAAGUACUUGACACAGGUUAGUGAAGCCGUGUGUAAGAAGUACCCAUCAAUGGAGUUGAGGGGUCUUUUCCAGUAUCUCGUGAACCAGUUAAAGAGGGGCCAAGGGAUUGAGCUUGUUCUUCUCCAGGAACUGAUCCAGCAGAUGGCAAACGUGCAAUACACUGAGAACCUUACUGAAGAUCAGUUGGAUGCCAUGGCAGGAAGUGAGACUUUACGUUAUCACGCAACAUCCUUUGGCAUGACACGGAACAACAAGGCACUUACCAAAUCAUCCAACCGUCUACGAGAUUCGUUGCUUCCAAAUGAUGAUCCAAAGAUAGCUAUCCCUCUUUUGUUACUUAUCGCCCAGCACCGUUCUCUAGUUGUGGUAAAUGCGGAUGCACCAUAUAUUAAGAUGGUAACUGAACAGUUCGACAGAUGUCAUGGAAUUCUCCUCCAAUACGUGGACUUCCUUUCUAGUGCUGUUAGUCCUGCUGCUGCUUACGCUCUGCUGGUACCUUCGCUUGAUGAGCUUGUGCACACAUACCAUCUUGAGCCAGAGGUCGCUUUUUUGGUAUUUCGCCCUGUGAUGAGGCUCUUCAAGUGUCGACGGAAUGGUGAUGUUUCAUGGCCUUUGGAUUGUGGAGAAUCUAUGGAUGCAGAUUCUGAUUUAUCAGAAUCUGAGAGUUCCAUGAUUCUCGAUCGCGGCGCAUCUAAAAAAGCUAUAACGUGGUCCGAUGUUCUUGAUACAGUAAGAACAAUGCUGCCCUCGAAAGCUUGGAAUAGUCUGUCGCCAGACCUCUAUGCUACUUUUUGGGGGCUUACCCUGUAUGAUCUCCACGUUCCCAGAAAUCGUUAUGAGUCUGAGAUAUCUAAACAGCAUGCUGCCCUUAAAACACUUGAAGAGGUUGCUGAUAAUUCUAGCUCAGCAAUAACGAAGAGAAAAAAAGAGAAGGAAAGGAUUCAAGAAUCUCUUGAUCGUCUUACCAGUGAACUAAAAAAGCAUGAAGAACAUGUUGCUUCUGUCCGUCGAAGGCUGUCACGUGAAAAGGAUAAAUGGUUGAGCUCCUGUCCUGAUACUUUGAAGAUCAAUAUGGAGUUCCUGCAGCGUUGUAUUUUCCCUCGUUGCACAUUUAGCAUGGCAGAUUCUGUGUACUGUGCUAUGUUUGUACAUAUGCUCCACUCUCUCGGAACACCAUUUUUUAACACAGUCAACCAUAUCGAUGUACUGAUAUGUAAAACGCUACAACCAAUGAUAUGCUGCUGCACUGAAUCCGAAGUUGGAAGACUUGGGAGGUUUUUGUUUGAGACCUUAAAGAUUGCAUACCACUGGAAGAGUGCAGAGUCAGUCUAUGAACAUGAGUGCGGAAACAUGCCAGGGUUUGCUGUUUAUUACAGAUACCCGAACAGCCAGCGUGUCACAUUUGGACAAUUUGUGAAGGUACAUUGGAAAUGGAGUGGAAGAAUCACACGGCUUUUGAUCCAGUGUCUGGAGUCAAAUGAGUACAUGGAGAUUCGUAAUGCCCUAAUUAUGUUAACAAGAAUAUCUGGCGUUUUCCCAGUUACUCGGAAGACUGGAUAUAACCUCGAGAAACGGGUAGCCAAGAUUAAAAAUGAUGAGCGAGAGGACCUUAAGGUCUUGGCAACUGGUGUUGCCGCUGCUCUGGCUGCAAGAAAACCAUCAUGGGUUACAGACGAAGAAUUUAGCAUGGGCUUCCUUGAACUAAAGGCUCCACCAGUAAAUACUCCAAAACUUGCUCCUUCCCAGAAUGGCUUGGUAGGUGGUGUCUCCCAAGGUGAACUAACGGGGGGAAGAUCUACUAUUAAUCAGCAGCCUGAAUCUGGCGGCAAGGACCAGUUGUCAAAAAGUAAACCACCAGAUGGAAGAACGGAAAAUAUACCUUCAAAAACUGAUCAGGGACAUCCAAAAUCAAAGGGAGGCAAUCCAUCAGAUGCCCAACCAUCCAUGUCUAAGAAGUCAAUGGAGCAAAAGGAAACAGAUGAAUCACCCAGAAUAUCUGAUGAGAAUCAUGUCAAAGCUGCUUUGAAGUAUUCUGAGGCCGAGGUAAAACCUUCCUCUAAACGGGGUGCUUCGACUUCAUCAAUGAACAAAUCAACAAAACAAGAUUCUGGAAAAGAUGAUGGAAAAUCCGGUAAAGCUAUUGGUAGAACAUCCACAGCUGACAAAGAUCUUAUUUAUCUGGAGAGCAGGCAAGCAGGUUCGACCAAAGCUUCUUCCAGCACAGCAGCCAAUGGUAGCUUACCUGCUGGUUCGUCCAAAGUGAAAGAUGAUGGUGCUGAAGCUUUAGAUACACAAAAGCAAUCUUCUCGGACUGUUCAUUCCCCUAGGCAUGAAAUUAACACUUCUGUGAGAUCGAGUGAUAGGUUACAAAAGCGAGCUAAUGCUGUUGAAGAUAGUGACAGAAUAAGUAAACGCCGUAAAGGAGAUGCUGAGCACAAAGAGCAUGACAGUGAGGCUCGACCGAGUGAUCGAGACAGAUCAGCAGAGGCCCGGGUGGAUUUAAACAAAACAUCCACUGAUGACCAAAGCACCCAUAGGGAUAAAGGUAAUGAAAGACAGGACCGAGACCACAGGGAUAGAGUGGAGCGUUCUGAUAAACCUCGCGGAGAUGAUGUGGAGAAAGUACGAGACAAAUCCUUGGAACGCCAUGGUAGAGAGCGCUCAGUUGAGAAGAGUCUAGAUAAAGGAACGACUAGGAGUUACGAUAGAAACAAGGAUGAAAGAAACAAAGAUGAUAGAAACAAACCGCGUCAUGGUGAGGCGUCACUUGAGAAAUCUCAUUCUGAUGAUCAUUUUCAUUCCCAAGGUUUACCCCCACCUCCACCUUUACCUCCUAACAUCGUUCCACAAUCUAUGGCCUCGAAAGAAGAACCCGAAAGAAGGGGUGGGAGUACAAGGCAUUCUCAGAGGCUUUCCCCGAGGCAUGAAGAAAGAGAGAGACGACGCUCUGAGGAGAAUUCAUUAGUUUCUGUAGAUGAUGCAAAACGCAGAAGAGAUGACGAUUUUCGUGACCGAAAGCGAGAUGACCGAGAAUCAAUCACUGUGAAGGGAGAAGAAAGAGAAAGGGAAAGGGAAAGGGAAAGAGAGAGGGAAAGAGAAAAAAGUAUCCCUUUGAAAGAUGAUUUUGAAGCUUCCAAGAGAAGGAAGGUUAAGAGGGAUCAACAGGUCGCAUCUGCAGAGCCAGGGGAGUACUCUCCAAUGCCACAUCAGUCAUCUUUAUCAAUCGGGAUGGGACCAUCAUCGUACGAAGGCAGAGAGCGGAAGAGCAGUAGCAUGGUUCAACAUGGAGGUUAUCUUGAAGAGCCAAGCAUGAGACUUCUUGGUAAAGAAGCUUCCAGCAAGAUGGCUCGUCGUGAUCCUGACCCUAUGUAUGACCGUGAGUGGGAAGACGACAAGAGGCAGAGAGCAGAACGGAAGCGGAGAGAUCGAAAGUAGACUGAUGAUGAUUCGCGGCAUUCGGUUAAGGGCUUCGGUUCGGUUUCACGGUUUGGGUGUUUUGGCUCGAUUCAGUUUUAAAAUAUUAAGUCCCAUUCAAGAUUAAAUUCAAUUUCGGUUCGAUUCGGUUUGGUUUUUGUUUUCGGGUUUUACAAAUGAUAACUGACUUAGAAUAUUUUCUGUAACUUCAAAAUAUUUUGGAUAAUACGGUUAAUUUUCAAUACAAUAAAGUGUUUGAUAGAUAACCAACCAGAAAGAACAAAGAAAGAAAAAAAAA